Messenger RNA from Tripterygium wilfordii, 1336 nucleotides. Its product is annotated as tRNA N(3)-methylcytidine methyltransferase METTL6. The transcript has 7 exons. The coding region runs from base 95 to 1084 and encodes 329 amino acids. The record is from RefSeq and is a predicted model, not a curated record. NCBI's taxonomy places the organism in Eukaryota, Viridiplantae, Streptophyta, Magnoliopsida, Celastrales, Celastraceae.
AUUGUAUGCCGAAUUAAUUGCUAGAGGAGUGUUGAAUCCUAAAAAAAACUCCUAGGAACGAUCCCUUCUGUUCCACCAUUACUGUUAAGAAAUAAUGAGCAGAGCAGCAGCAGCAGCCGUGGCGGCAGAGUAUCAUUCGAAGGACUUCCAAUGGGAGACCUUGAAACACGAAAUCGAAAGCGAUCCCUCCCUCCAAUACCACCUCCUCCCGUUCAUUUCUCCCAUUCCUCAACAACAACAGCGACAACAACAAGAAGCUGAAGAAGACGCGCAAGCAUGGAAGCUAUUUCACAUUCGCCACUCCACUGGAAGGUUCUUCAAGGAGAGGCGGUACUUGUUGAAGGAAUUUCCUGAACUGGUUUCUCGCGGAGAGCUUUCUACGCUUCUGGAGGUGGGUUGCGGCAAUGGCAGUACGGUUCUUCCAAUACUGCGUGGCAACAAGGAAAUCAUUGUAUAUGCAUGUGAUUGUAGCGAUGAGGCUCUUGAAAAGGCUAAUAAAGAGAUUGUAGAUGGUACUGAUGCGGCCUCUUUUAAGCAUCGAUUCCACCCAUUCCAUUGCGAUUUUUCGUUGCAUGGGUUUCCAAAGUGGUUGGCAUGUGAUUCUUGCCAGAAAUCAUUUUUGCCUAAGCAAUACAAUAGCUUUUCAGAUGUUGAAAGUGAAAAUGAAGUCCUUGUAAAUGCUUCGCAUUCGUGGAAAGAAAGUGGAUGUUGCAUUGGUGGAGUGGACUUUGUUACUAUGAUUUUCACAUUGUCGGCUGUAUCACCCCAUAGGAUGCCAACAGCUAUAACAGAGUGCUUUUCUGUCUUGAAUCCUGGUGGUCUCCUCUUAUUUAGGGAUUAUGGCCUCUAUGACAUGACCAUGCUGCGGUUCGAGCCACACAAACGGGUGGGAUUUAGGGAGUACAUGAGAUCGGAUGGAACACGCUCUUAUUUUUUCUGUUUAGAAACUGUCAGGGAUCUCUUUCUGCAUGCUGGCUUCAUUGAGCUUGAGCUAGAAUACUGCUGUGUUAAUUCAGAGAAUCGCAGAAAUUCAAAGAGCGUGCGCAGGGUGUGGGUUCACGGAAAGUUUCAGAAGCCUGUAUGAAGUUUUCUAUCAAGAUCGCUAUAGUUGAGUUAACCCAUUUCGAAGAUGUUAUAAACGAUUGUUGUAUCCAGAAGCUUUCGGUUGCCGACUCCUUUUCCUUCUUCAGGUUAACACCACUUCAGUGUUGCUUUACCUUAAUUUUCUGAUGUGGAACCACAACUUGUCAUGCAUGGCGAGAAAUAAGUGUUGGAUGGUGUUUGUGUACACAGCAAAAAUCAGAUCUGAUAAUUACACGACUACUAGAACGCCUUC